Messenger RNA from Anopheles funestus (African malaria mosquito), 1341 nucleotides. RefSeq names its product ubiquinol-cytochrome-c reductase complex assembly factor 1 (gene Uqcc1). Gene Ontology annotation, cellular component: mitochondrion. The record is from RefSeq and is a predicted model, not a curated record. NCBI's taxonomy places the organism in Eukaryota, Metazoa, Arthropoda, Insecta, Diptera, Culicidae. Gene Ontology annotation, biological process: mitochondrial respiratory chain complex III assembly. The transcript is spliced from 3 exons. The coding region runs from base 132 to 977 and encodes 281 amino acids.
CGUAAACAUCAGAUAAUUCGUGCUGUUCGAUUAUCCGUGCAGUACAAUUGUUGCGAAACACGCGAAUUGUUGAUAUUUUUCGUGAGACUACAAUUAAAGAAGUGUUGAAAUAUUACGAAAAUCGCAGUAUAAUGAUACGCGCUACCAACAGGCUCGCUGGAUCGCUCUACUGCGAGGUACGCGCGGGCUCCGUAGUAAACCACCUCUUUCAUCCUGAAUCCCAGACUCAUACCGGCUUUGCGUACCUGCAUGGAGGCGGAAACUCCCAUUUAACGUGCCGCACCAUGCAAAUACGACAAAGUUCUACUGGAAACGGUGUUUCUACGAUUUCGUCGAAAUUUCACGAUGUAGAAUCCAAUGAUGGGUUUCUGAAGCGGUUCAUAAAGAAGAUGGGAUGGAUUGAUAAUUCGUCAGCAAGAUUGCGUGUGUCCAGUUGUUUACUAUACGAAUCCGUCGUCGACAACAUAAACUACGCGGAGUUUUUCAAACACUUCACCAUGCCAGACACAUUCAAUACCUGGUUUUUGAUCACUGAGCUUCACGUGUGGAUGUUGCUUGUUCGUUCCAUGGCAGAAGGCGCUGAGAAGGGAGCUGCUGGACGAUUUUUGCGUAACUGUAUCGUUGAAACAAUGUGGAACGAUGUGACCACACGCGCGAAACAACUGACGAUGGAUAAUCCUUCGGUGGUGCGUCCACAAAUACAGCAACUCUCCGAACAGUUUCAGGCCGCCCUCAUAUCGUACGACGAAGGUAUUAGUUACGACGAUAAAGCUUUAGCGGCAGCGCUGUGGCGUAGAUUUUUGGGUGGACAGUGUGAUGAUUAUGAAAAACUAGAGCUUCUGGUCGGAUAUGUACGCAAACAGGUUUCAAUGCUUGAUCAGCUAAGUCGAUACGAUUUUGCCAUCAAACCAGCAAUCAAAUGGAUUCCGCUAAUAGGAGAAAAUCGACCAACGAAAGCUAUACCACUGAAUGUGUAGAUAAAUGUUCGAAUCUGACUAUCCCACUGCCUAGUGAAAAUGCCGGUUACCAAGCUUCGGAAAAGUAGUUACAUGCGAAAAGGUAUGUGUAUUAUUUAUUAAUUAAACAAUGUUUGAUUUGGGUACACUGUUGAUGGGCCCUGUAUAUUUGAUGAAAUUUAUCUAUUUUGUUGUGAUACAUUUGCAUGAAAUGAGGUAAACAAACAUGAAAUAUGUACAUGCACAUUCACUUCGGCUUUACGCAAAGUUUUGAAAAUUAUUGAGAAUCACAAAAUUCAAUACCAAUUACAAUAGUUGUUAUAGUCAAAACUCAAAUUAUUUUAAUUUGAAAAUGGAAAUAAAAUCGAUCGAUUUUCUUGCUUUA